Messenger RNA from Rotaria socialis, 1536 nucleotides. The record is from the annotation of a GenBank genome assembly. Lineage: Eukaryota; Metazoa; Rotifera; Eurotatoria; Philodinida; Philodinidae.
AUGCAACUGUUAUUGCUCUUUUCUGUAUGUUUUGCUGUUUCGGCGCAUUUUCAAGAGCACCACACUCGUGACAAUCGGUUCUCGGAAUCGAAAAAUUUGUUCGAUUCAUCGAAUGUAACUAGAACCCAAGUAUUGAUCAUUGGUGCUGGUUUAUCGGGCUUAGAAGCCGCUCGUUUAUUGCGAGAAAAUGGAGUAAAAACUAUUGUAAUUGAAGGACGAAAUCGUACCGGUGGCCGAAUAUUUUCUCUUCGCACGAAGAAUGGCCACAUGAUUGAUUUAGGAGGAGCAUGGAUUCACGGUAUAAAUGGAUCGAUUCCAGGCGGGGAUCUAACAAAUCCUAUAUGGGAAAUUGCUCGAGCAGCUAAAAUUCCCACGAGAAGCACACCUGUAGAUGAUUUGCUUGCUUUCUAUCCUGCCAAUCAGAAGCCAUCAAAUGUUGAAGAGUGGUUCGAAGAUUUUGUGGACUAUGUUCGAGAAGAAACUAAAAUGGCCACAGACGAUGCAUCUUUCGAGUACUAUGCUAACAUAUUUGCCAAUAUGAGGAAUUUCACUGUGCAAGAACGAUAUGCCUUUUACAGUAUUUUGCAUACACUGAUCGAAGGUAACGAAGCAACUGAACUUGACAAAAUAGGCGCCAAAAAUUACAUGGAUAUUACUGGAUUACACUAUGGCGAAGAACAUGUAUUUCAUGAAACUGGUUUCAAAGCAAUAAUUGACUAUUUGACUAAAGAUGUGAAAAGUGGCGAUAUUCGAUUGGAACAAGUCGUAACUCGUAUUAGUUACAAUCAAGAAUUAGCCGAAGUACUAACUGCAAAUGGACAUGUGUAUCAAGCAGAUUUUAUUCUAUUAACAGUACCAUUGGGAGUGUUAAAAGCUAGAAAAAUUGAAUUUAGUCCUCCUCUUCCUGAAUGGAAAUUGAAUGCCAUUGAUCGAUUAGGAUAUGGAAUCUUAGAUAAAGCUAUUUUAUUAUGGGACAAAGCAUGGUGGGACUCUACCAAUUACUAUUUUAUGCGUGUCUCAUCGACACCAAAAUUAUUCGGUUCAUGGGUUAACGCCAAUAAAUGGCACGAUCGACCAGCUCUAUUUUGUUUUUACUUUGGCGAGGAGGCUUAUAAAAUGGAGACCACACUUUCCGACGGACAAGUCGUAACAGCAGUACGAAAUGUUCUACAGGAAAUGUUUCCAAAUGUAACUAUUCCCAUGCCAAUUGAUAGCUACAUAACACGUUGGGCACAAGAUCCAUUUUCUUAUGGUUCAUACUCUCAUAUUUCUGUGAAUCAGACACAUGCAGAUAUGAUACAUAUGAGUGAGCCGGUAAGUAAUCAACUUCUUUUUGCAGGCGAGGCUACAGCUACCCAGUAUUAUGGAUUUUCUCAUGGUGCAUUUCUAAGUGGGCGUCGAGAAGCGACUCGAUUACUAUAUGUUUAUGGUUUACUACCGGACCAGACUGUACCAACUUCUCGAUCAUCAGCAAUUAGCUCAUUUCAUAUGAUGGUGAUCAUCAGCUUCAUCUGUUUGCAAUUAGUACUGUAUUAA